Messenger RNA from Neohortaea acidophila, 3258 nucleotides. RefSeq names its product DNA repair protein. The record is from RefSeq and is a predicted model, not a curated record. Gene Ontology annotation, cellular component: nucleus; Cul8-RING ubiquitin ligase complex. Gene Ontology annotation, biological process: DNA double-strand break attachment to nuclear envelope; double-strand break repair. The transcript is spliced from 2 exons. Lineage: Eukaryota; Fungi; Ascomycota; Dothideomycetes; Mycosphaerellales; Teratosphaeriaceae. The coding region runs from base 189 to 2828 and encodes 879 amino acids.
AUUGAAAGUCACGUGUAGUAAUGGCAGCCUGCGCCACAAGCCGUCCGCCACGAAACGUGACUUCCGUGACGCCUUCGCGUUCUCUUGGCGUUCCUGCGCGUCACCCCACCUGCCAAACACUUCCGACCGCACCAACGACACUCUUAUCAACAACCAACAUCCCCAAAUCCAUGCCUGCAUGACCCAACAUGGCAGAGGAGACAGAGAGCAAUGCUGGGCUGUUCCACGACGUGGUCUUCACGUACAUCCCGAGCGAGGACUUGCCCGGGCAGCAGGCACAAGGCCUCGUCACGCUGGUCACUCAAGGCCAAGGCAAAUAUAUCCCGCUCCGUGAGGACAAUCAGCAAAUCGAAGACCUGACCGCCAUCACACACAUCGUCUCCACCCACAUCGAGUUUCCUCAAUACGACACCGCGCUCGCAAAAGGUGUGCAUGUCGUCAAGCCCUCGUGGAUCAUCCGAAGCGCCGAUAAAGGUCGCCAGGCGCAGAUUCGGCAACACAGCCCCGAUCCCAGCCAGUUCUUCCGCGAUGUUGUCGUCACCACAGCCAACUUGCCAGAGGGAGAUAAAGAUGCAAUCAUCGCGGGUGUCAUUGCGCUUGGAGGACAAUACAGUGGUGCCCUUAGCAAGCUCGUCACACACAUUGUCACCAGUGAUACUCGACACGACAAGUGUGUGCUGGCAGUAGACAAGAAGUUGUCCUGCAAGAUUGUUCUCCCACACUGGUUCGACGACUGCUUCAGGCUUGGACGCAUGAUCAGCGAGAAGCCGUACACCUUUCCCGACCCCGAACUUCUUCGUGAAGAUGCCCCGAAGAGGGUGCGCGACUUUCCCUCUCCUCAUCUGGAUGGCGCGCUCGUUGCCACACCGACAGACAUGCCCCAAUCCUCUCCUCCACCUUCGCCAGCCAAGAUCCGCCAGCACUUGAACGCACUUAUGAGUCGCAAAGUGUUUUUCGCCAAAGACCUGCAGCUCAGCAAACACCUCCACCAAACGCUGGAAGGUCUCAUCAACCAUGCUGGCGGCACACUCACGGACGACGUACGCAAGUGCGACAUCUACAUUGGCCAAUAUCGGGAUGGAUCAAAUUACAUUCAGGCCUCGCAAGAUGGCAAGAUCGUGGCCAACCUUUCCUGGCUGUAUCUCGUGAUCAACCGGAACAAGUACACCAAUCCACUCAACAAACUCCUUCAUUACCCGGUGCCGAGGAAGGGCAUCCCCGGCUUCGAACACAUGCGAAUCAGCAUUUCCAACUACACCGGCGACGCACGCAUCUACCUUGAGAAUCUGGUUCGCUACUGCGGUGCCGAGUUCACCAAAACCAUGAAGCAAGACAACACCCACCUCAUCACCGCGCACACCCAGAGCGAGAAGUGCGAGGCGGCACAGGAAUGGAACAUUCAGAUUGUCAACCACAUCUGGCUUGAAGAGUGCUACGCAAAGUGCUCUGUGCAAACCUUAACAAACGACCGCUAUCGCUGUUUCCCCGCCCGCACGAAUCUUGGAGAGGUGCUCGGCCAGACGAUUUUCGACACCAAGAGAUUGGAGCAAGUGUAUUACCCUCGGUCAAAUCAGUCGCCUCAGAAAAUGGCCGCAGUUCCAGAGACCUCCCAAAGGAAAGUCUAUACCGCCGCGGAUGGAAGAUCACCAGCCAUUCGCGUUGAUGAGGACAUGGAGGAUGAUCAGCCGCAGACCGCGAAGAAACCUCGAGGACGUCCGCGAAAGACAGCAGCUACACCACGCUUGCGAGACGAUGAGAAAGAGAAUGAAUCUCCAUCUCUGCACAGCAGCGGACGAGCUGCAAAGGCCAAAGCGGCAGAUCGUCUGCAUGACCAAGCCGACGACAUCGCGCUCUUUCAAAAGGAGAUGAAGCGUAAAGGCGGUGUGACGCAUGGUGGUCGUCGCUCUACCCUCGUUGACGAUAUCGACGAUGUGUUCUCGCCAGCGCCCGAAUCUGCCGCACCCAAGCAACGCAAGAAGCGCACGAGCGAUGAGGCGACGUACGAUGUCACCGCGGUGGGCAGCGACCUCAGCGACGGCGAAACCCAAGCAACACCCGCCAAAGCGGCCAAGAGAGCCAAGAACGCAGUGACAGCGCCCGCGCCCGAAUUCCCGCCCAUAGAGAUCAACUUGUUGGUGACGGGUUCAGAUCGAUGGAAAGACAAAGCAGCACUGGAGUCCAGGGAUCGCAACAAGCUACGCCAAUUGGGUAUCUCUCUGAUCGAUGAGGCGACGAAGAAGGUGGACAUACUCGUUGCACCCAGGAUUCUGCGUACGCAGAAGUUCGUGGCUGCGCUGGCGUACGCGCCGAAAGUCACCGGAAUGGAGUGGUUGGAGAGAACACUCAAGGAUCAAGAGCUCGACCCGGACCCGCCACUCCUUUGCGACCCCGAGGCGGAGGAGAAGUGGGGAUUCAAUCUGGAAGAGGCGCUGCAAAAGGCCAAGGUGAACGCUGGAAAGCUCUUCGACGACCGGGCCAUCUUCGUUACCGGGGACGUCAAAGGCGGUUUCAACACGUAUAAAGAGUUCAUCACUCUCAACGGCGGCGUGUGCUUCAUGUACGCUGGUCGAACCGGUCUGCACCUCCCAAGACGCAGAGUGCAAGCCGAGGACGACGACAACGAGGAUAGCGUUGAGAGUGCCGAGGACUUUGAGCCCGUGUACCUCGUCUCGGGAGAUUCGGGACCGGAAAAGAAGCUGUGGAAGAUGUUCCGAAGCCUGGCGGAGAAGCAAGGACUCCGUGCGAGGGUUGUCGCGACGGAUUGGGUGCUGCAUGCUGCCAUGAGCCAGGAGAUUGUGUGGAAGGAUAUGUUUGAGUUGCAGGAGUGAUCCGGAGGGUUCCUAAUGUGCGCCGACGCUUCCGAUUAAUAUAUUGUGAUGGCAUGCGUGGGACGUCUCGAGCGAGGCUGGUCGUUCUGUCUUUGACUGACUUUAGCGAGCAUUAGCAUGGACUCUUGGCCGACAGCUUGACGAAAGAAGAAGUGCACUCACACUCAUGCAAGUCUCGUCAAUCUUGCGAUUGGCCAACAAUCCCAUCAGGUAUGAUCCCUUCUUCAAUACCCGUCAUAAGUAGGGUUCCUCGUCACGAAGCGCGAUGCUCAGAAAAACUUGACUCCCUCCCCACUCUCCAGCCCAAAAACCUGCGCCUUUCCCCUCUUAACCAACACCCCCAACACCCGCCUCAACAUCCCCUCCUCCAUCGCCCUCCACUCCUUUCCCCUUACCGCCUCGCCUUCCCUUAACUCAUACAGCGUCAGCA